AUGGGUGAACUAAUUGAGAGCAUGAUUGAGAGUGGUAUGAAACCAAUGGAUGCUUAUAAUUAUAUAAACAAUGAAGCUGGAGGAGAAGAAUGUGUUGGUCAUACUAAGAGAGAUCACCUUAACUAUGUAUCAAGGGUGAAAAUGAGUAUGGUUGAAGGUGGAGACAUGCAGAAUGUAUUAGACACCCUUCAAGAAAGAGCGGAUCAAGAUCCUUCAUUCUAUAGACUGAAAUUUGGAGAAGAGAAUAAUGUUGUGAGCUAUUUUUGGCGUGACUCUCAAAUGCUUGAAGAUUUUAAAGCUUAUGGUGAUGUUUUAAUCUUCGAUAUAACAUACAGAACAAACAAAUAUGGGUUGAUAUGUGCUCCAUUUGUUGGUAUAAACAAUCAUUGGAGAACAACAAUGUUUGGAUGUGCAUUCAUAACUGAUGAAAAGACUGAAACAUUUGUUUGGCUGCUUUCAAUCUUCAAAAAGUCAAUGUGUGGAAUUGAACCAAAAUCAAUCUUCACUGAUCAAGAUCUUGCACUGUGCAACGCCAUACCAGAGCUUAAUUCCUGA
Molecule: messenger RNA, 555 nt
Organism: Chenopodium quinoa (quinoa)
Lineage: Eukaryota; Viridiplantae; Streptophyta; Magnoliopsida; Caryophyllales; Amaranthaceae
Product: protein FAR1-RELATED SEQUENCE 5-like
Exons: 2
Coding region: 1-555 (184 amino acids)
Source: RefSeq, a predicted model, not a curated record